AUGUCCUCUAACCGGACUUAUGCCGAGCUCCUAGAGAAACAGGGUGAACGACUCCAGAAAAGGUGGAGGUCAAUCAUUGACAAAUAUUCUAAAGUGGACCUUGACGAACAAGGCGAUCUAAUAGAUUUGCACACCGGUGAGAUCGUGGAAGACAAUGGUCACUUGGAAUCAGUGUCUUCCAGAAAGCAUAAUAUAUGGAAAGCGGAGAAAGAGGAUAUUCUAGAUGAAGAUUUUGAGAGCACCGAGGAUAUCGAAGCGGUAGACCAAAAUUCAGAACAAGACAUUGGUGAGGAAUCCAGUUUGGAGAGAAGUUCAGAUGAGACUUCAGGAGCGAGCUCAAAUGAGAGUUCAAAUGAGAGCCCAGAGAACUCCGAAGAUAACUCAGAGAUAAAGUCAAGUCAGGGAGAUGUUUCAAAGGAAUCUUUGAGCGAGGACUCAAAGGCUUCGAACGACCAAGAAGAACCGGAAGACCAGAUCAAUAAAAGGAACAAGUUAAAGAAGACCUCUAAGCUUACCUUGCAGGAAAGCUUGCCAGUAUUUAAGAAAUCGUCUCUAGAUCCCAGUUCAAAUGAUCUACGAUAUGACAAGCGGGAUAACAGAUUGAUAGCGGAUGAAAACAGUCUUAGCCUGCGAGACAAUCUCAUAUUGAUCAAUAAAAACACCAGCACCCCCUUCUCUUCGCCGUUGCGAAGAAGUCCCCAGAUACCCCUCGUAUCUCCUACAACCCCUACCAGAAGGACGCCGAAGCCCAUAUCUUACUUCAGUACUCCAAGACGAACAAAACCUGAUAUAAAGAAUGAGCUUCUCCCUGUUUCACCUAAAACAGCAUCUCCAACUAAAAGGCGAAGGAGCUCUAGAACACGGGAAUUAUCUUCCUCAACAAAUGCAGUUUACCUAGAUCUGACCAAAGAAACUAAUCUGGGCUCACCCUGGACAGACAAAAGCCCCACAAAAAGUCCAAUAAUAAAUACCCGGACCGAUACCGAAAGAGACACAGCAAUUGACGAUGAGGUGCUAAUAGAUAAUUGA
Molecule: messenger RNA, 1029 nt
Organism: Komagataella phaffii GS115
Lineage: Eukaryota; Fungi; Ascomycota; Pichiomycetes; Pichiales; Pichiaceae
Exons: 1
Coding region: 1-1029 (342 amino acids)
Cellular component (GO): nucleus
Molecular function (GO): protein heterodimerization activity; histone binding
Source: RefSeq, a predicted model, not a curated record